Messenger RNA from Pelobates cultripes (western spadefoot toad), 4349 nucleotides. Lineage: Eukaryota; Metazoa; Chordata; Amphibia; Anura; Pelobatidae. The record is from the annotation of a GenBank genome assembly.
UGUAGUUCUGGGUGACGUACAAGCAUUUUAUUUUUGUAUUGCUCCUUCAGUGGCGGUGAUCACUAAGGAGUCUGAGGCCCCUGCUAUUUUGAGCCUGGACUCUGACCCAUUUGCUCCAGGCCGUUCAAGGAAGUCUGCGCCUUCAGACCACAUGCUUCCACACUCAACGACCAGGGAGUUCAAACCCCUGCUGGACCACUAGUGAUCAUGGAACCCCUCGGAGUGUUCCUUUUAAGCAUCGUGCACUCAGUAAAGAUGGAGACUGUGUUUACCCACGUAUAAUAUAUGCCUGCAGUAUUUGGGCUAGCCUUAUGCUUGGAUGUCAUGGCAGGUUUUGUUCUGUUCCAUUCAAUAAAGAGGAAUUUUGUCUGUUUCAUCUGCUUAAUUGGACAGUUGUAUCACAAUGUAAUUCUCCUAGCAAUCUUUCUAUAGUUUAUUUUCUUUUCUCCCAUAGGUGGCCCUUCCACAAAGCAGAGUGUGGCCUCUAUGCUCCCUGCUUUGUCUGAGAUGCUAUGUGGGAGAAGCGCUGAGCCAUUGAGACUUUGCCAUAGACUGGACAGAGACACCACAGGGGCAUUAAUUCUAGCCAGGACCAUGGAGGCUGCGGAGCGUGUACAGAAAUUACUGAGGCAGCAUAGAGUGCAAAAGGUCUACUGGUGAGUAAGCCAUUGUUCAGCUAAUGGUUGGUCAUUGAGAGCAUGCUGGGAGUGUCAGGAUGUUUGGUUAUUACGGGGAUCGUUGAGGAGCAGUGCAUGCUGGGAGUGUCAGGAUGUUUGGUUAUUACGGGGAUCGCUGAGGAGCAGUGCAUGCUGGGAGUGUCAGGAUGUUUGGUUAUUACGGGGAUCGCUGAGGAGCAGUGCAUGCUGGGAGUGUCAGGAUGUUUGGUUAUUACGGGGAUCGCUGAGGCGCAGUGCAGGCUGGGAGUGUCAGGAUGUUUGGUUAUUACGGGGAUCGCUGAGGAGCAGUGCAUGCUGGGAGUGUCAGGAUGUUUGGUUAUUACGGGGAUCGUUGAGGAGCAGUGCAUGCUGGGAGUGUAGGAUGUUUGGUUAUUACGGGGAUCGCUGAGGAGCACAGCAUGCUGGGGGUGUCAGGAUGUUUGGUUAUUACGGGGAUCGCUGAGGAGCAGUGCAUGCUGGGAGUGUCAGGAUGUUUGGUUAUUACGGGGAUCGCUGAGGAGCAGUGCAUGCUGGGAGUGUCAGGAUGUUUGGUUAUUACGGGGAUCGCUGAGGAGCAGUGCAUGCUGGGAGUGUCAGGAUGUUUGGUUAUUACGGGGAUCGCUGAGGAGCAGUGCAUGCUGGGAGUGUCAGGAUGUUUGGUUAUUACGGGGAUCGUUGAGGAGCAGUGCAUGCUGGGAGUGUAGGAUGUUUGGUUAUUACGGGGAUCGCUGAGGAGCACAGCAUGCUGGGGGUGUCAGGAUGUUUGGUUAUUACGGGGAUCGCUGAGGAGCAGUGCAUGCUGGGAGUGUCAGGAUGUUUGGUUAUUACGGGGAUCGCUGAGGAGCAGUGCAUGCUGGGAGUGUCAGGAUGUUUGGUUAUUACGGGGAUCGCUGAGGAGCAGUGCAUGCUGGGAGUGUCAUGAUGUUUGGUUAUUACGGGGAUCGCUGAGGAGCACAGCAUGCUGGCAGUGUAGGAUGUUUGGUUAUUACGGGGAUCGCUGAGGAGCAGUGCAUGCUGGGAGUGUCAGGAUGUUUGGUUAUUACGGGGAUCGCUGAGGAGCAGUGCAUGCUGGGAGUGUCAUGAUGUUUGGUUAUUACGGGGAUCGCUGAGGAGCAGUGCAUGCUGGGAGUGUCAGGAUGUUUCGUGGUGGUUAAUGCAGGGAUUGCUGGUUAGAAUAGUUUUGCUGUAUCUUUAAUUAUAUAAUCAUUUUAUUUCCACAGGGCGCUGUGUAUUGGUGUUCCCACUCCUUUGGAGGGAAUUUUAGACAUUCCAGUUGUGGAGAGAGAGACAGAUGGCCCUCAAAGACAUUAUAAAGUAACAGCUGUUGGUUAUACAAUGUCUGCCACCUUCUCCUGCCUAUCAAUAUAUAAACUAACAUACUUUUUUUUUUUUUUUAAAGAUGUCUUUAUCUCCACGGUUACACGUUUUUAAAGAUGGAUCUACAAAGAAAAUCCGCAUUUCGCGGUCUGCAAGGGAGGCUGUAACACGUUACCGUACAUUGUGUGAGGCUGAUGGAGCCUCCCUUCUAGAGCUGCAUCCAAUAACCGGUAAAGUCACAGCAAAUAGCACGCAACUAAAACAUCAGCACAAUUCUCACUAAACCGGAUAUCAUAGGAACCUGGGCGAGUCCACAGAAUAUUCCUUGUCUGCCAUUUUAUAGGUUGGGUCUUACUAGUUCAGAUAGAACGGACUUGGUGUAUUUAUCGAUUUGUAACCAGGUUUAAUAGGUUAGGUCUAUUUAUAACCGCCUCUUAGUAGGUUGGGAGUCUUCUGAUACACAUACAUGUAAGAUACACUUGAUCUAAGGUUGUCCUUUACAUUUAUACCCAAUGGAUCUCGAUUGUAUUGUCUGGUUAAUUUCAAUAACUUCUUAUAAUUAAUAUGAUCUGAUUUUUAAUAGAUAAUGACCUUUUUUAUAUUUUAUUAUUAAAGGUUAAGUAUUUUCACAAUGAAAACUACAAAUAAUUUCUGGUUUAUCUGAUUUCCUUUCCCUAGGAGUUAAACACCAGCUCCGGGUCCAUCUCUCUUAUGGCCUAAACUGUCCUAUCCUUGGAGAUCAUAAAUACUCUCAUUGGGGACGACUUGCUCCACAGGUACCAGAGGCCAAGUUGGGAAUGGGAAAAGAAUGUGAGGGAAUUUUUUUUUGUAAGUGCUCACUAUAUAAAUAUAUAUAUAUUUAUAUAUAUUCUUUUCUCACAGAAACCUCCUAAGGCAAUCCUCCAAGCUCUGCGUCUCUCUCUCCCUCAAGCACGUUCCCUCCUCUUACAUCUGCACGCUGCACAAAUAAGCCUACCAGCACAAGCAGCAGAAGAGGACCCAAUUGUGUUGCAGUGUCCACCCCCAAAAUAUUUCAUGAGCACCCUGCGUAGAUUGGGAAUACCGCCUCCAAGUCUGAAAAGCAUUGGUUAUCCUUUGGAAGAUUGAUUGCCUGAGUCCAGGGUGUUAGUGAAGCCUGAUUCCUGAAGUAAAGUGCACUAAGUAGGACUAUGGCAUAGACUUUAUUUAAUAAAAUAUACAUAUAGGAAUGUUCCACUGCCCUCUAUAGACCAACCCACCCUGCUUCUGCAGAGUCAAGCAUAAUAUGCCCAAAGGAAGAUAGCGCAGCUCAUCAUGAUCAAGGCGUUGAUGUUCACAAGUCGGGCGUACGGUGGAGACUCUUGAAUGUCAGGCAAAACGGAGCCUUUUUCUUGUGGAUGUGACUCGAUGAUGCCUGGAAGCAGUAAUCAUUCAUGUUAUAGGUCCAUGAAGCAUAAAACAAAUUCAUAUAGCUUGAAUGUCUUGCUAUUGUAAUCACAAGUAAUGAACUAGCAAAUCGCCAUUCUCUAAGUCAUAUGAAAUACACACACUACCUACCUGGAUCCCCAAUUUCUUCUCUUAGUGCCUGACUGUGCCGUAGACUGAACACCAAACGAUAAAGCUGAAAAAGACAUGAAAGGAGGGAAGUAUGUUGGGUUCUCCCCAAUAUUCCUUCUUGGAAAGCGCAUAAUUAAACAAAUGGAUUUCUUACCUGGGCAUCAGGAAUUGGGGGAGUGCAGUAUGAUACUCCCAAUAUUAUAGCCGCCGAGCACAGAAAGAGGAUGAUUGCAAAGUAGAGAUAAUGAACCCCACAAAUGAUGGUAGGACAGGAGCUAGGAGAAGAGCAGCUUCCAGAACCAAAGGCAAAUUCUGGCACCAUUCGGCACAAACCCAGUAGAAGCCCUCCAACCAGCCCCCAAAAUGCACCCUGCAGAGAAGAAAACACACAGCAUGCAUUUCAAUGGAAUGGGUAAAAUAAGGUUUUCAGCACCAUAAUUAGCACAUUGUCCUUUAUAUACUUUACUGAAAGCAGCUCUCCAGGCUUGAACUGACUUUUUUUUUUUCAAUAUGUCCACUUAUCCAAAUUAAUAAAUACAGAACUCUCAAAUGUAAUGUCUUUAUCUGCAAUGAAUGGCUGGCAGGGGAAAGAGAGUAGUUUUAGUAAAAGUUCAGUGUUGGUGUGCGCUAGUAACUGUGGAUAGUCUGUGUCGUUUACUGUGCAUAGUGUGUCUGUCGUGGGUGGGAGUGGAAGAUAAAAGGAGAAGGUUUAGUGUUGGGAUGAGAUCGUGGUGAAGAAUGUAAGCACAUGAUCUGUAUUGGGCUGACGAUUGGAGCUGUAUUAAUUUUGGUGGCAAAUUUCAAUUUAGUUUUAGUCAUAGUCUUUUGACUAAAAAGCCG